AUGCCACGCUCCUUCCUGGUUAAGAGCAAGAAGGCUCACACCUACCACCAGCCUCGUGCCCGGGAGGAUGAGCUCCUCUGGCCUCCUGCCCUUGGUCCUGUGGCCAGGGACCAGGUCCUGAGUACCAACCCUGUCCUCAGCACCCUGUUCCCAAACCAGUGCCCGGACUGGACUGACCUCAAACGGGAGCCGGAGCUGGAGCUGGACCAGAGCUUGAUGACCAGGAUGGCCUCCGCCCCCGAGGGGCCGGCUGUGACGUCCCGACCCCAGGAUGGGGGAUCGCCAUCCUCCGACUCACCCCCGUUCUACAAGCCCAGAUUCUCCUGGGAUGCCCUGGCUUCAUCCUAUGGGCACAGCUACCAGCAGGCCCCCUCCACCAUGCAGUCUGCCUUCCUGGAGCGCUCCGUCAGCCUGUAUGGCAGCCCUCUGGUGCCCAGCACCGAGCCGCCCUUGGACUUUAGCCUCCACUACUCCCCGGGCUUGGACGCAUACCACUGCAUCAAGUGCAGCAAGGUGUUCUCCACCCCACAUGGGCUCGAGGUGCACGUCCGCCGCUCCCACAGUGGGACCCGGCCCUUCGCCUGCAACGUCUGCGGCAAAACCUUCGGCCAUGCAGUGAGCCUGGAGCAGCACACGCACGUCCACUCCCAGGGGAUCCCGGCCGGGUCCAGUCCCGCGCCCAGCCUGGCAGUCCCGGGUCGCGAGGCCCCACCUGCGCCUGACCCCCAGGGGCCUCGUUUCCUCCGGCAGGGGCGCAGCUUCGAGUGCCGGAUGUGCGGCAAGGCCUUCAAGCGCUCGUCCACCCUGUCCACCCACCUGCUCAUCCAUUCGGACACGCGGCCCUACCCCUGCCAGUUCUGCGGCAAGCGCUUCCACCAGAAGUCGGACAUGAAGAAGCACACCUACAUCCACACUGGUGAGAAGCCACACAAGUGCCAGGUGUGUGGGAAGGCUUUCAGCCAGAGCUCCAACCUCAUCACUCACAGCCGGAAGCACACGGGCUUCAAGCCCUUCAGCUGUGAGCUGUGCACCAAAGGCUUCCAGCGUAAAGUGGACCUGCGGCGGCACCGCGAAAGCCAGCACAACCUCAAGUGA
Mesoplodon densirostris (Blainville's beaked whale) is the source of this 1095-nucleotide messenger RNA. It is a transcript of the gene GFI1B, whose product is annotated as growth factor independent 1B transcriptional repressor. Gene Ontology annotation, biological process: regulation of transcription by RNA polymerase II. Gene Ontology annotation, cellular component: nucleus. Bases 1 to 1095 code for a protein of 364 amino acids. Gene Ontology annotation, molecular function: DNA-binding transcription activator activity, RNA polymerase II-specific; RNA polymerase II cis-regulatory region sequence-specific DNA binding. The record is from RefSeq and is a predicted model, not a curated record. Lineage: Eukaryota; Metazoa; Chordata; Mammalia; Artiodactyla; Ziphiidae. The transcript has 6 exons.